AUGAAGUUCCUUCUCAUUCUCGCUCUUACCUCUUCAAUCUGCUCCGUGUACUGCGGUGAUUAUGCGGCGGCAGCGGGCGGAGGAGGAGGCGGAGGAGCUGGUGGUUAUUCUGGAGGCGGUGGUAAUGCGGCGCCAGCUUCUGAAGCAGCUCCUGCACCGGAGCCAGCUCCGGAUGCAGCGUCAACAGCCGAUGCCGGAGGAUCUGUCGCCACUGCUCCAGCUGAAGGAGGUGCUACCGGAGGUGCUACCGGAGGCGCUACCGGAGGCGCUACCGGAGGCGCUACCGGAGGCGCUACCGGAGGCGCUGUCGGAGGAUAUUCAGGCGGAGCUGUUGCUGCUCCAGCUGAGGCAGCUCCUGCCCCAGAUGCUGGCGCUGCUCCAGCUGCAGGAGGAGGUUACCCAGCCAAGUCGAUGAUGGCUCGUUUCCUGCGCGUUGUCUCAUAA
Caenorhabditis sp. 36 PRJEB53466 is the source of this 444-nucleotide messenger RNA. The record is from the annotation of a GenBank genome assembly. NCBI's taxonomy places the organism in Eukaryota, Metazoa, Nematoda, Chromadorea, Rhabditida, Rhabditidae.